AGGCUUUCGAAAAAAUAGUUGACCAGUAGCACCUGAAGACAGACCCAAAUUAAAAAUGGCUGGCAUCACCGAAAUAAAAGGAUUUCAGGUCUUGAAAGUUAGGCUACCGGAAGGCGAUGGUAUGCACUACAUGUAUUUUAGAAAGCACGAGAUGAAGGGCAGUCCAGGUGCACAGAACAUCAGUGGGCGACUGCUCUUCAUAUUCAACACUCCAAUAGAAACUAGCGUCGGUGUUUUGAGAAAGUACUUCCAGCAAGUAGCUAUUGGUGCCACUGUUGAAAACUAUAUUGCCAGUCCUUUAACUGACAUGGAGGAGGAAGUAUACAUAGACCUUACUAAGUUCACGAGUGAUUUGCAGUAUGAAGUGGCCGACGGGGACACUAGAGAAAUAUCAGUGAAACUCCCGAAGAAUUGUGGAAUUAUCACUUUUAUUGAUAAGGCAUCAUUUCAACUUGCUUUCAGUGCUUUAAAGAAAUUAUCGGGAGAUAAAAAAAGUACAAACUGGCCAAUGCCCUCCAUGGGCACUCAGUUUCUCUUGGGGAAACUCAAGGCAAAGGUUCUCGAUCCUAAUGAACUUGCGCAGAACGUCUCCAAAGCUUUAGAGCUGUUUAACAAGGCCGAGCAAGAAUCCAGGGAGGAGUUGCAAAAGCAGACCCAGAUCGUGGAUGAAGACGGUUUCACAUUGGUGGUGGGAUCGCAUACUAAGACCAAGGCAGGCAUGUUGGGCAAGCAAAAACUCUUACAAGCUAAGGAGCAAGAAAAUUCAAAGAAAAAACUGAAAAGAAAGGAGAAGGACGACUUCUACAGAUUUCAAUUGAGAGAAAAGAAGAAAGCGGAAAUGAACGAUUUGUUGCACAAGUUCAAACAGGACCAAGAAAGGGUCAAAUUGAUGAAGGAAAGAAAAAGGUUUAGACCAUAUUGAUAGGAGUUGUAUUGAAUUCAAGGUAAAGUUAGCAAAUCAACAAUGUAUACUUUAUAACUUUGAGAACAAAGAAGCCUCGCUAAUUUAUAACUUUGUCAUGCUGGAUUUUAUACGCACAAAUAAUCAAC
Messenger RNA from Metschnikowia bicuspidata var. bicuspidata NRRL YB-4993, 1050 nucleotides. RefSeq lists its product as uncharacterized. Lineage: Eukaryota; Fungi; Ascomycota; Pichiomycetes; Serinales; Metschnikowiaceae. The record is from RefSeq and is a predicted model, not a curated record. Gene Ontology annotation, biological process: ribosomal small subunit assembly; rRNA processing. Gene Ontology annotation, cellular component: CURI complex; UTP-C complex. The coding region runs from base 56 to 922 and encodes 288 amino acids. The transcript has a single exon.